Messenger RNA from Ustilaginoidea virens, 1413 nucleotides. RefSeq lists its product as uncharacterized. Gene Ontology annotation, cellular component: plasma membrane. Lineage: Eukaryota; Fungi; Ascomycota; Sordariomycetes; Hypocreales; Clavicipitaceae. Gene Ontology annotation, biological process: ammonium transmembrane transport. The coding region runs from base 1 to 1413 and encodes 470 amino acids. The transcript has 5 exons. Gene Ontology annotation, molecular function: ammonium channel activity. The record is from RefSeq and is a predicted model, not a curated record.
AUGGUCGUUGCAUACAAUGGCACGACCGGCUCAGCCGACGAGGGAUACUCCUCCGGCGUGCAAGACCUCAACAUCUUUUACGAUACCGGAAACCUGGCCUUCCUGACCAUAUCCUCCGUCCUGGUCUUGCUCAUGAUCCCCGGCGUCGGCUUCUUCUACAGCGGUCUCGCCCGGCGAAAAUCCGCCCUGCAGCUCAUCCUCCUCUCCAUGCUGUCCGUCGCCAUUGUCGGGUUCCAGUGGUUCUUCUGGGGCUACUCGCUCACGUUUUCGCGAACCGGAAACUUCUUCCUCGGCGAUCUGAGCCAGUUUGGCCUGCGCAAGACUCUUGCCCAGCCCAACGGAUCCGCGAGCUUGCCCGACAUUCUCUUUUGCCUGUACCAGGGAAUGUUUGCCUCCAUCACCCCGGCUCUUGCCAUCGGUGCCGUGGCCGACCGAGGCCGCGUGCUCCCCGCCAUCGUCUUCAUCUUCAUCUGGUCAACCGUGGUAUAUGACCCCAUCGCCUACUGGACCUGGAACAGCAACGGAUGGCUCGCCAAGCUCCCCGCCUACGACUUUGCCGGCGGCGGCCCCGUCCACAUCGCGUCCGGGACCUGCGCCCUCGCCUACAGCAUCAUGCUCGGCAAGCGAUCGGGGUACUCGAGCACGCACGGCCUCCCCUACCGCCCCCACAGCGUCACCAACGUCGUUCUCGGCACCGUCUUCCUCUGGGUCGGCUGGUUCGGCUUCAACGGAGGCUCUGCCCUGGCCAUGAACCUCCGCGCCGUCAUGGCCUGCUACGUCACCAACCUGGCCGCCUGCUGCGCCGGCAUCACCUGGUCCCUCCUGGACUAUCGCCUGGAGAAGAAGUGGUCAACCAUUGGCUUCUGCAGCGGCGCCAUCUCCGGCCUCGUGGCCAUCACCCCCGCCGCAGGCUUCGUCACCCCGUGGGCCGCCCUCGUCAUCGGCGUCGUCGGCGGCGCGUGCUGCAACAUGGCCACCAAGCUCAAGUACCUCGUCGGCGUGGACGACGCCCUCGACAUCUUUGCCGUCCACGGCAUCGGCGGGGCCGUAGGCAACCUCCUCACCGGAAUAUUCGGAGCUUCGUACAUUGCCGGCCUUGACGGCACCACGUUCGCCCCCAUCGGCUGGAUCCAGCACCACUGGAUCCAGCUAGCCUACCAACUUGCCGGCAUCUCCGCCGCCUUUGGCUGGUCAUUCGUGUGCUCCUCGCUGCUGCUCUUCCUCAUGAACCUCGUUCCCGGGCUGAGCCUGCGCGUAUCCGCCGCCGCCGAGGAUGUGGGCAUCGACGACAGCGAGCUGGGAGAGUUCGCCUACGACUACGUCGAGCUGACUCGGCACGUGGCCGACUCCAGCCUGGGCGUUGUCUCUUCCACCAGCUCGACUCAAGAGAAGGCUGUGUCCGGGAAACCGUAG